UAUGAAGCCAAAUAUGGUAACUCAAGCGAUGGAUAUUGUAAGGGAUGGAAUACAAAAACACAGUAAAGAUAAAGAUAUUGCAAGUUUUGUUAAAGAUACUUUUGAACAACGUUUUGGCCCUACUUGGCAUUGUGUAGUGGGAAGGAGCUUUGGUUCUCGAGUCUCUUAUGAAUUGGAGACUUUUGUAUUACUUAAGGCUAAUCAACAUACUGUACUGGUUUUUAAAUGUGGAUGA
This is a messenger RNA of Meloidogyne enterolobii, 235 nucleotides long. The record is from the annotation of a GenBank genome assembly. Lineage: Eukaryota; Metazoa; Nematoda; Chromadorea; Rhabditida; Meloidogynidae.